This is a messenger RNA of Cheilinus undulatus (humphead wrasse), 1230 nucleotides long. Its product is annotated as serine/threonine-protein kinase H1-like. Bases 1 to 1230 code for a protein of 409 amino acids. The transcript is spliced from 3 exons. Gene Ontology annotation, molecular function: protein kinase activity; ATP binding. NCBI's taxonomy places the organism in Eukaryota, Metazoa, Chordata, Actinopteri, Labriformes, Labridae. The record is from RefSeq and is a predicted model, not a curated record. Gene Ontology annotation, biological process: protein phosphorylation.
AUGGGCUGUGGAACCAGUAAGGUGCUGCCCGAGGCCUCCAAGAAGGGCUACGUCAGUGUGGUGCAAUCGCUCAUUGCCUUCAGUAAAGCUUGUGACGGAGAUGACGAGCCAAAGAAGCAUGCAAGAGGAGCGUGGUUCUCCUCCGGCGUUAAGAAUCCUCCACAAAGGCCGAAUAGCCAACAACAGAUGCAAAGGCCGCAGGAUAAAGUCGCCAGGUACAAGGACAAAUUUGACCCAAGAGUGACUGCAAGAUACGACAUCAAGGCUCUGAUCGGUCGAGGAAGCUUCAGCCGCGUUGUGCGUGUGGAGCAUAGGGCCACUCGCCAGCCCUUCGCCAUAAAAAUGAUGGAGGUGGAGGCCCCUCAGGGACGUGAGGUGUGCGCCUCGGAGCUGGCGGUGCUGCAGAGAGUGAGCCACUCUAAUGUGAUUCAGCUGAUCGAGGUGUUUCAGUUUCCACAGAGGGUUUAUAUGGUGCUGGAGCUCGCUACGGGAGGGGAGCUGCUGGAGAGAGUGGUCAGCAGAGGCCACUUCACAGAGAGAGACGCCACCCAGGCGCUACGAAUGGUGCUGGCCGGGGUGGGGUACCUGCACAACUUAGGAAUCACCCACAGAGAUUUAAAGCCAGAAAAUCUUCUCUACUAUCAUCCCGGGGCUGACUCCAGGCUGCUGGUGACUGACUUUGGACUGGCAACUUUUAACAACAAAACAUGCCAGGUUUCAGGUCUCGGCAGGAGUGACACAGGCGAUUAUAUAAGCGCUGAUAAGACCUGGACCCUGAGAACCACCUGUGGAACCCCUGAAUACAUGGCCCCUGAGAUUUUGCAGAGGAAACCCUAUACCUGUGCUGUGGACUUAUGGGCCUUGGGGGUGAUCGCCUACAUCGUGCUGAGUGGGUCCAUGCCGUUUGAGGACGACAGUCACACACGGCUCUACAGAUCCAUUGUGAGAGGAACGUACAGCUUCACUGGAGACCCUUGGCCCUCAGUGUCCAACCUGGCUAAGGACUUUAUCCAGCGCCUGCUCUCGGCCGACCCCGCCGCCCGCUUGACGGCAGACCAAGCCAUCCGUCACCCCUGGGUGGCCACCAUGGCAGCCAGCUCCUCCAUGAGGAACCUCCAUCGAUCUAUUUCCAGGAACCUGAGGCAGCGGACGUCCCGCAGCUCCUCUCGGUGUCCAAGCAGCACAUUGAGCUCCGGUGGCUCCAACAAGCUGAGGCUGGCUACACACUAG